AUGGAUGGCGGCGAAAAUAAGCGCUUCCUCCCCAGUGGUUCCCGAAAUAAACCGCGCCCCCGUGGCUUGAUCACCCCAUUCCUGAGGACCGGGUAUCCCAGCUGCUCCCACAGUAAAGAUGAAAGCUCUUUAAGCUCUUUAGAUGCUCAAGCCGACAGUCGCCAUGUACCUGGGGAUCAAAAAGGGGAAAAUAAAGACAGUAAACCCCGCUCCCUCAGAUUCACUUGGAGUAUGAGGACCACCAGCUCCAUGGAGCCUUGCGACAUCAUGCGGGAGAUUCGCAAGGUGCUCGACGCCAACAACUGCGACUACGAGCAGCAAGAGAGUUUCCUGCUUCUUUGCGUCCACGGAGACGGGCGCGCCGAAAACCUGGUCCAGUGGGAGAUGGAGGUUUGCAAGCUGCCCCGUCUCUCGCUCAACGGCGUCAGGUUCAAACGGAUAUCCGGAUCAUCCAUCGCUUUCAAAAACAUUGCUUCCAAAGUUGCCAACGAGUUAAAGCUAUGAACAAAAAGGGGUUUAAAAAAAAAGUAUACAUAUAUAUAUCUAGAAGUAUUUAAGCUGUACAAUCAUCCAAGUAGCAGUUUCCAAAUGUCUCCUUUUUUUAAAAAGAAAGUACAGAGUAUGUAUUGAAUAUUAUUAUAAUGUAUAGGUUAAGGCUUUUGGCAAUAAUCACUGAAUUACCUACUAAUAUCUCAGUCUAUUCUGGCCACACGGGGUCGACAUUAACGAGUUGAAUAUGAUUUGUCAUGCUGUGAAUGUGGACAAAAAAAGCAUUUCUAGUCUUAUUUAUUUCAUCUUAUUAUUUUUUUUCUUCUCUUCUUUAUCUUCUUUAUCUUUCACUCACUCUCUCUCUCUCUCUCUCUCUCUCUCCUGGAAAAGAAAAAAAAAUUACGUAGUUUUUUUUUUUUUGUUUCAGUGUAAAUAAUGUAUCUUACUUUAAAGAAAGAAAAAAAAGACGGCUUCUCUGCAAUACUCAUUUUUUGUUUCUUCUUCUUCUUCAUUUUCUUUUCCUUUUUUUUUUUUUUUUUUGUAUUUCGUUUAAAAAGUAGAGAUGAUGGGGGGAGUCCGUGUAAAUGCCCACAUGAUGGUUAAAGGGUCACUCAUGUCUCAAUUAAAAGAAGUGUCUGUCAACUUGAA
This is a messenger RNA of Scomber japonicus (chub mackerel), 1137 nucleotides long. It is a transcript of the gene mark3a, whose product is annotated as MAP/microtubule affinity-regulating kinase 3a. NCBI's taxonomy places the organism in Eukaryota, Metazoa, Chordata, Actinopteri, Scombriformes, Scombridae. The record is from RefSeq and is a predicted model, not a curated record.